Messenger RNA from Cutaneotrichosporon cavernicola, 231 nucleotides. RefSeq lists its product as uncharacterized. The transcript is spliced from 3 exons. The coding region runs from base 1 to 231 and encodes 76 amino acids. Lineage: Eukaryota; Fungi; Basidiomycota; Tremellomycetes; Trichosporonales; Trichosporonaceae. The record is from RefSeq and is a predicted model, not a curated record.
AUGAGCGGACGCCUCGUUCCCAUCCUCCUAGCCGCUGGUGUCGGCAUCGUCUCGGGCGUGUACAUCUGGAAUGAGCCACUGCAACAGGCGACUGGUCUCCGCCCCGCUCCGGAAGGCGUCAAGCCCGUGAUCGACUGGAAAGCACAGAAGGAUGCUGGGGAUGCGCCAGCUGCGGAGCCCACCAAGCCGGCGCCAGCGACGGAGAAGAUGCUAGCAGAUGCCAAGAAGUAG